Amborella trichopoda is the source of this 3855-nucleotide messenger RNA. RefSeq names its product lon protease homolog, mitochondrial. Gene Ontology annotation, cellular component: mitochondrial matrix. Gene Ontology annotation, molecular function: ATP binding; ATP hydrolysis activity; serine-type endopeptidase activity. The record is from RefSeq and is a predicted model, not a curated record. Gene Ontology annotation, biological process: mitochondrion organization; protein catabolic process; chaperone-mediated protein complex assembly. NCBI's taxonomy places the organism in Eukaryota, Viridiplantae, Streptophyta, Magnoliopsida, Amborellales, Amborellaceae.
ACACCGCUCAAAGAAGAGCGAGGUGCAUUUUUUAUGGCAGCAAACCAUGGUCCCUCGCUCUCUUUGUAGCGGCAAGAACGGGAAGGGUUUAGACAGGGUUUUGGCAUCGCUUCCUGCUUUCUCCUAUUAAAAAGUUGCCCUUUCCUCCCUACUUUUGCUUGUUUCCCAAGAAUCCCAGAAAUCUCUCUCUCCAACCUCUCCCUCUCUCAUAAUCACUCAAUUUUCCGGGCAUUGCAUCCAAUCUCUCUCUCUCUCUCUCUCUCUACAAAUCCAUCUCCCAUAUCUCACUAGGUUUUUUUCGACUGUACUUUCUUUCGUUCCAUUCAGUCGCCACCAUCUCUCUCAUUCUGCACUUUCUCUCUCUAAGGCUUCUCUUCGCAUUUGUUUUCCUGUACUCACUUUCUCUCUCUAAAAUCCCCUCUUCCUAUCCAUUUUAUCCGUCUAUCUCACAUUCUUCCACCAUACUAUCUUUUCGAGUCCCCUCCUCCCUCUCUCUUUCUCUCUCUAAAAGUCCCUCUUCUCUCCCACCACCACCAUCUAUGUUGAAGGUGUUGUCAGCCUCAUGUCUCCAUGGCCGAUUACAGUGCGUUUCCUCAAGGCUCCCUAUUCACUCCAGUCAUGGAGGGGAGGGGAGGUCUCCUCUGCUGCGUCUGUUGCGUUCCAUGAAAUCUCCUAUUUCAGGAAGCCCAUAUUAUAGGCGAAGAGUUUUCUUUUGCUCUGAAUCAGGUGGGAAUGAUGGUUCUUGUGAAACGGUUGAGGCGAAAGCUGAGAAUGCAGAAACUGUUGAGGAGGUUGAUCCCAAAUCGUCUUCUGCUAUAGUUCCUACUAACCCUAGACCAGAGGAUUACCUCUCAGUCAUAGCUUUGCCUUUGCCACAUAGGCCUCUAUUUCCAGGUUUUUACAUGCCAAUCUAUGUCAAGGAUCCGAAAUUGUUGGCAGCAUUGAUCGAAAACCGGAAAAGAUCAAUCCCGUAUGCAGGUGCUUUCCUUGUCAAAGAUGAGCCUGGAAGUGAUGCAAGUCUGACAUCUGGUUCAGAAACGGAGAAGAGCACCUAUGAUCUCAAGGGAAAAGAAUUGUUUAAUCGCCUUCAUGAAGUUGGUACCUUGGCACAGAUCACCAGUAUACAAGGUGACCAGGUGGUUCUUAUUGGUCAUCGACGGCUACGUAUUACUGAGAUGGUCAGCGAGGACCCACUCACUGUGAAAGUUGAUCAUCUCAAGGAGAAGCCAUAUGAUAAAGAUGAUGAUGUUAUAAAGGCGACCUCAUUCGAAGUUAUAGCAACCUUGCGAGAUGUUCUGAAAACUAGUUCUCUUUGGAGGGAUCAUGUUCAGACUUACACUCAACACAUUGGUGAUUUCAAUUACCCGCGGCUAGCAGAUUUUGGUGCUGCUAUAUCUGGAGCAAACAAGUUGCAUUGCCAGCAAGUGCUUGAAGAACUAGACGUUUACAAACGCUUGAAGCUAACUUUGGAGCUUGUAAAAAAAGAGAUGGAAAUCAGCAAAAUUCAGGAAUCUAUAGCGAAAGCAAUUGAAGAAAAAAUAAGUGGUGAGCAGCGGCGUUAUCUUCUAAAUGAGCAGCUCAAAGCAAUAAAGAAGGAGCUGGGUUUGGAGACAGAUGAUAAAACGGCACUCUCUGCAAAAUUCCGGGAAAGGCUUGAACCAAAAAAGGACAAGUGCCCAGCUCAUGUUUUACAAGUUAUUGAAGAGGAACUCACCAAGUUGCAGCUUUUGGAAGCGAGUUCCAGCGAGUUCAAUGUCACUCGUAAUUAUCUUGACUGGCUCACUGCAUUGCCUUGGGGAAACUACAGUGAUGAGAACUUUGAUGUUCAUCGUGCUCAAAAGAUAUUAGAUGAAGAUCACUAUGGUCUUUCAGAUGUUAAAGAGAGGAUAUUGGAAUUCAUAGCUGUUGGAAAACUCAGGGGUAUCGCGCAAGGCAAAAUUAUUUGUCUUUCGGGCCCUCCUGGAGUGGGGAAAACCAGCAUUGGUCGUUCUAUUGCCCGUGCUCUUAACAGGAAGUUUUAUAGGUUCUCUGUGGGAGGUUUGGCUGAUGUGGCUGAAAUCAAGGGUCAUCGCCGUACUUAUGUUGGUGCUAUGCCUGGAAAGAUGGUUCAAUGCCUAAAAAAUGUGGGAACAGCAAACCCUCUUGUUCUUAUUGAUGAGAUUGACAAGCUAGGUAGGGGCCAUGCCGGUGAUCCAGCAAGUGCUUUGUUGGAGCUUCUAGACCCAGAACAGAAUGCAAACUUUCUUGAUCACUAUCUUGAUGUUCCUAUUGAUUUAUCUAAGGUUCUAUUUGUUUGCACAGCAAACGUAGUGGAAAUGAUUCCUAAUCCUCUUCUUGAUCGAAUGGAGAUAAUUGCAAUUGCUGGUUAUAUUACUGAUGAAAAGAUGCAUAUAGCUCGGGAUUUUUUGGAGAAGACAACCCGUGAAGCUUGUGGUAUCAAGCCAGAGCAGGUUGAGGUUACUUAUGCAGCUCUUCUUGCUUUGGUGGAGAGUUACUGCCGAGAAGCAGGCGUCCGUAACCUCCAAAAGCACAUAGAAAAAAUAUACCGCAAGAUUGCUCUGCAAUUGGUUCGGCGGGACUCGCCAAGGGAACUAUCUAUCGAGGCGACUCUUCGGAGAGUUGACUCUAGUGAAUCUUUAGAGACAUCUUCUCAAGAGUCAUCUGAAGCAUUAACUGAAGGAGCAACCUGCAGUGAUUCUGAACGAACUGAGGUUAGUGAGACAUCUGAAUCAACUAACUUGAAUUCCGCAGAGUCAUCUCCUGACCAAAAUCCAUGUGCAACUGAGGAAAGUGUUGGUUCAAAGGAAAAAGAAGAAAAUAUUAUCAAAGAAGUGGUGGAGAAGCCAGUAGAAAAAGUUGUGGUAGAUGUCUCUAAUCUCUCUGACUUUGUUGGCAAACCAGUCUUCCAUGCUGAGCGCAUAUAUGAGCAUACACCAGUGGGAGUUGUGAUGGGACUUGCAUGGACGGCAAUGGGUGGCUCUACACUUUACAUUGAGACCACGGUUGUGGAGCAAGGAGAAGGAAAAGGUGCUCUUAAUCUAACUGGGCAGCUUGGUGAUGUCAUGAAGGAGAGUGCCCAAAUAGCCCACACUGUUGCUAGAGCAAUAUUUCUCGAGAAAGAACCUGGGAACCAAUUUUUCGCAAACACGAAGCUUCAUCUCCAUGUGCCAGCUGGUGCUACCCCUAAGGAUGGGCCAAGUGCAGGGUGCACCAUGAUUACAUCUUUGCUCUCUUUGGCCAUGAAGAAGCCUGUGAAGAGGGACAUUGCCAUGACAGGAGAAGUUACCUUGACUGGACGAAUUCUUCCUAUUGGAGGGGUCAAGGAGAAGACAAUUGCAGCUAGGAGAAGCGAGGUGAAGACCAUUAUAUUCCCCUCCGCAAACAAGAGGGAUUUCGAUGAGCUUGCACCCAAUGUUAAAGAAGGCCUUGAAGUUCACUUUGUGGAUGAUUACAGCCAAAUAUUCGGCAUUACAUUCUCGGACAACCAAGAGGAUGAAAAUAAAGAACAAUAGUCCCAAUAAAAUGCCAUUGUUCCAUUUGAGGACUCAUAUUCAUGUUUGGUAAUUCCUGAAAAAAGCUAUUGCUGCCGACCUGCUGAUACAAAAUGUAUGAGCAGCUUCAAUUUUGCUAGGGCAAAUUAUUUAUUGUAUCUCAAGCUGCCCAUAGGUUUCUCAUUUUUUAUUUUUCACAUGGGUGACAAAGAACUCUCAUAAUAUACUGCUUUGAGUUUUUUACUUAAAUUAUGGUCAAUUUUUUUGUUUUCUUUCAUUAUGUAUGACUCCUACCAGGCUUCAUGGAUGCAUGCAUCAGACUGCAAUUUCCAUUGUAUGAAUAAAAUGAGGAAAUAUUUGAUCA